AUAAAAUCACUUGCGUUGAAGAUUUUAAAUUGUACACGAUUACAGAACGCUCGAACGAAAGGACGUGCAUCCAACGUACAUCAAUAAUUAGGAAGACAAACACACGCUGAUUGCUACAAACUACAAGAAGAUUUAGUGAAAAUGGAAUUCAAACUCUGUGCCCUAGUUCUCCUAGCUAUAUGCAGUUUCUCUGCUGCUUAUCCAGCUAACAUCAAGGACGUGUCAGAAGAAGUGGACAUCGUUCCUUUGGAGGGUCGUCGCCCAAGUGCUCACAUUCCAGCAUAUUUCGAUGAAGAUUUCGACGAUGUGGGCGUUGUGGACACCGGCUAUUUUCCAUCAUCCUACAAUCCAUUUUCAGGAUUCUAUUCCGGCCUUGAAGCGAUGAUGAGAAGCAUGAGGGAACAAUUGGCCUUCAUUCUGAAUAAUUUACCGGCUCGUUCGAAUCGCACCGAAGAUGGUUUACCUGGACUGGGUGUGUUCGGAAACGUUGAUUUGAGCAAAGGAAAUACAACAUCUGUUACCAAGGUAAUCGAUGGUCAUAAAGUUGUAAUAAACGAAACUCAGUACGAAAAUAAGGACGAAAACGGCGGAUCUUUCUACAAAGUUCGCAUCAUCAAUGUCCUUCCUGAUAGCGAAGAAACUACCAACGGAGACAGCGAAGAAACUACCAACGGAGAUAGCGAGAUUGUACCAGUAACUGAAUCUCACAGAGACGUUGAGCCCAUCGAGGAUAGUUUAGAGAACGAGAUUGAGAAGAGCGAUAAAGAGGGUUCUUCGCGCUCUGACCACAUCGAAACCUUCGACGAAGUCGAUUCUCUCCCCUCAAAAAAGAAUAUCGACGGUGAAUGGGACGACGCCCAAUGGAAUGACAUUGAUCAAUACCAAAACGUUCUUAGCAACGACAUUGAGAGCGUGGAUAAUGUCAAUCAGAAUUUCAGAGAUCUGAGUAACGAUAUUGACGUGAACGAAAUAUUGGCAAAUAACAAUGCUCCAAUCAAUCCGGAUGCCGAGUACUUUGUUAUUACAGACAUGAGGACGCCCCAUAAACUACCUUAAACAUUCUGAUUCUCUAUUGUAAAAGUUUCUUGUGAUAGCAGAUAUGAACAAAACAUUCAUCAUAAUUCAUAAUUUUGAACAAAACUAAUCGAACACAUUUAUAUUUUUCAAAA
Messenger RNA from Nicrophorus vespilloides, 1169 nucleotides. RefSeq lists its product as uncharacterized. The transcript has 5 exons. NCBI's taxonomy places the organism in Eukaryota, Metazoa, Arthropoda, Insecta, Coleoptera, Silphidae. Bases 142 to 1056 code for a protein of 304 amino acids. The record is from RefSeq and is a predicted model, not a curated record.